AUGUCUUCGUUGGCGGUCAUUGGCGUACAGGGGCGGUUCAUUACCGUCCCCACGGGUCUGUUCAUCUACAAUGAAUUCGUGCCCUCACUCACUGGUCAGACCAUUUCAGUCGAAACCCCUGCCACCGGCCAGCAACUAGGAAUUAUCUCUGCCGCGGGUGCAGCGGAUAUCAACCGGGCUGUCGAGUCCGCCAAGCUCGGGUUUCAGGCAUGGAGGACAGUCCCUGGUCCCGCCAAGGCCCAACUGCUGCUGAAACUUGCAGAUCUGAUCAGGCGAGAUGCCCAGAAUGCCUGGGCGAUGCUGAAUCCCAAUGUGCCCUUCGGUGGUGUCAAAGAAAGCGGCUUUGGACGCGACAUGGGCGAAGAGGCCCUAGCGAGGUGGAUGUCGGUGAAGGCCGUCAAGUACCAUAUUCUUCCACGGCUCUAA
Messenger RNA from Penicillium alfredii, 426 nucleotides. Its product is annotated as putative aldehyde dehydrogenase. NCBI's taxonomy places the organism in Eukaryota, Fungi, Ascomycota, Eurotiomycetes, Eurotiales, Aspergillaceae. Gene Ontology annotation, molecular function: aldehyde dehydrogenase (NAD+) activity. The record is from RefSeq and is a predicted model, not a curated record. The coding region runs from base 1 to 426 and encodes 141 amino acids. The transcript is spliced from 2 exons.